AAUUUUAAUGGCGAGUACAGUACAUACAAUUUGUGUGUUAAGUUUUCGUCCAUUUAAGUGUUUUCUGCUGUUGACUUGCGUUGAUUUGAGUUUUACUCAUCCGCUGUGUUUUCGGUGAAUUAGUGAGUGAGUUGAGCUGUGCUCCUCUGUUUCAUUGUUUCACAUAACUUGCGAAAAGACGCCAUUAGUGUUUAGUAUUAUUUGCGAUAAAGACGCCUUUUUUGUGAUAUUUGUGAAAUAGACACUGUUAUUGUGUUAUUAGCGAUUAGAGACGCUUGUUUGAGUGCAUAUAAUCAUGCCGAGGCGGUGCGAAUUGGGAUGUUCACACAACCCGGGUGUGACACAACAUCAAUUUCCACACCCAGAAAAGAAUCCUGAGUUAUUCAAAGCCUGGGUUAAUAUAGUUGGUGGAAAACUGGAGACUGCAGAUGAUAUCAAAUUUUACAGAAAGCGAGUCAUCUGUGACAUACAUUUUGCAGACAAGUUUAAGAAUCGCAACAACCGUUUAAAUAACAUAGCUGUUCCUACUCUCCAUCUUCAGGGUGCUCCAUCACAAGAUGCUCAUAUGCCUCCUGCAACUCCACAUAUACCAACUGAACUUCCUAUGCCUGAACAUAAUAUAUGGAAUCUGCCUUCUACAUCAAAGCAAAUAGUCACUGGUGCUCCAUCACAAGAUGCUCAUAUGCCUCCUGCAACUCCACAUAUACCAACUGAACUUCCUAUGCCUGAACAUAAUAUAUGGGAUCUGCCUUCUACAUCAAAGCAAAUAAUCACUGGUAUGUAAACGCUUGGCUACCUACAUUCUCAAAUUAUGUUUAACUAGCUACCAUAAUUAAUUACUGCAUUAAGUAAUAUGUAACUGUUGUGUAGUCAUUACAAACACACUUCAACUUGAUUUAUUGUAAUGACAAUUUAGGUUAAUAAUCCUCAUGUAACUCACACUAGUAAUUUUGAUGUUUACAAUGACAAUGGUGAAUUAUUAUUAUUUUAUUUUCAGCUGCACCUCCCAAUGCGUGUU
Helicoverpa armigera (cotton bollworm) is the source of this 1018-nucleotide messenger RNA. RefSeq lists its product as uncharacterized. The record is from RefSeq and is a predicted model, not a curated record. Bases 296 to 784 code for a protein of 162 amino acids. NCBI's taxonomy places the organism in Eukaryota, Metazoa, Arthropoda, Insecta, Lepidoptera, Noctuidae. The transcript has 4 exons.